Molecule: messenger RNA, 1412 nt
Organism: Rhipicephalus microplus (southern cattle tick)
Lineage: Eukaryota; Metazoa; Arthropoda; Arachnida; Ixodida; Ixodidae
Product: peptidyl-prolyl cis-trans isomerase H
Biological process (GO): protein peptidyl-prolyl isomerization; protein folding
Cellular component (GO): cytoplasm; intracellular membrane-bounded organelle
Molecular function (GO): peptidyl-prolyl cis-trans isomerase activity; cyclosporin A binding
Source: RefSeq, a predicted model, not a curated record
UUUGUCGCUUGGAGAGGGCACGUUGGAUUGCUUUGGGAAGUGUUUUAUACCUCGGUUCAACUUCGGUUCCAGGUUUAGUUAGCCAUGGCGAAUUGGAAUCAACUUCAACAGCAGCUCAGACAUCCGAACAAUCCUGUGGUGUUCUUUGAUAUUACCAUCGGCUCUACGGAGGUUGGACGGAUGAAGAUGGAGCUUUUUUCUGACGUAGUUCCCAGGACUACGGAAAACUUCAGGCAAUUUUGCACAGGAGAGUACAAGAAGGACAGCGUGCCGAUUGGCUACAAGGGAUCCACGUUUCAUCGUGUCAUCAAGGACUUCAUGAUCCAGGGAGGAGAUUUCGUCAACGGUGACGGCAUGGGAUUAACAAGUAUCUACGGUGGUCCUUUUCCUGAUGAGAACUUCCAGUUGAAGCACGAUGCUGCUGGCUUACUAUCUAUGGCCAACAGUGGCAAGGAUACUAACGGCUGUCAGUUUUUCAUUACGUGUGCACGAUGCGACUUUCUUGAUGGGAAACACGUAGUGUUCGGUCGUAUCCUUGAUGGUCUUCUGGUCAUGCGAAAGAUUGAAAACGUUCCCAUUGGACCCAACAACAAGCCGAAGAUUCCUGUUAUCAUCUCGCAGUGUGGUGAAAUGUGAGCUUGUGCUGGUCGGGACAUGUACAUAUGUUUUUGAGACUUGGAGAAUGUGAAGCUUUUGGAAAAGUGUGCUGUUCAAAGGUUAAAGAGGACCCUGCUAGUAUUGUAUAAUAUGACAAAAAAUAUUUGCUGUGAGCUAUCGAAUACACCACUGUCUCAUUGACUCUGGUAAUCUGUGGCUGAAUGUAAAGUUGUGGAUUUUCUUUGCGUGCAGCUGCAACUCUGUUUUAGAAGCAGUGAAAUUGAAACAAUAAUAAUUUUAAUAAUAAUAAUAAGAAGCUUAUGCAGUUAGCUGUAAAAAGACACAAGUUUCCUUUAUUUUUCGGGAGCAUUAAAUUAACAAAUAAGCCAUGUUUUUUUACUUCAAAACCAUGUUCAGUGCAUUCUUUGUAGGUGCCAAAUGAAUGUGGAAGAUAAGCGAAAGAUAUCUGGUAAACAAUUGACCCUGUUGUGUUUGUUUUCACUACACUUGUCUAUUCCACCUUUCUGUUUCUCUUGGCUUCUGUAAACAAUUCAUGCAGAUUCAGAUUGAGCCUGCUGAGAGACUGGUGCAGCCAAAUCUUGAUUAAGCUGCAUCUUUCAUAAAGUUAUUGUAGUUGCAUCCGAUUAUUGUUCUAAGCUUGUACAUUUUACGUACAAGCCGUAUUCGUAUGCCGUAGUACAUAUUCAUACGCCACUUAGGGGCGUAUGAAUAUUCAAAAAUUUUAAAUAAUUUAUUGAAUAGUGUUUGGUUAGACUUAGUGCUCGAAUAAAACAGUGAAUAUUCAAAAUAAGAAG